Molecule: messenger RNA, 5060 nt
Organism: Hermetia illucens (black soldier fly)
Lineage: Eukaryota; Metazoa; Arthropoda; Insecta; Diptera; Stratiomyidae
Gene: roq
Product: roquin-2
Exons: 4
Coding region: 416-3607 (1063 amino acids)
Molecular function (GO): metal ion binding
Source: RefSeq, a predicted model, not a curated record
GAGUCAGCAGUUGUCAGUGUGACACUUGUCACUUUACAUAUCUCUCGUUCCAAGGAAAAUGUCAAAGUUGGCAUAAGUGGAAAGUGGAUAAAAAGAAGUUGAAGGUGGGCAGAGCAAAGAGGAGAAAAAAGUAGAAAAUUUUUUGAGUAAGGAAAUAUCCGCCACGAACAAAAGUCGUCCAAGUGAAUUUCGUCGGUCGAAGUCUGGGCAUCGGCGACCGAGUUGAUACGCGAAAAACGUUCCAGCCUGUUGUGAUAUCGAAAGGGAGUUCGUGGGCCGCCCGUUGACGAAAAUCCACUCAGCUCUCGUGUACAUAAAAAUCGAAGAAAACGAAAGCAAAUCAGAAAAUCGUCCUCCAUGGCCGAUACUGGUUCGACUCGUAAAAUGUGAUGAAUAUUUCGUUAAAUGAUCAAGAAUGCCGAUACAGGCGCCCCAAUGGACAGAGUUUUUGUCCUGUCCAGUCUGCAUUAAUGAAUUUGCAGCAAAACAACGUCCUCCAAUAAGUUUAGGUUGCGGUCAUACCAUAUGUCGUACAUGUCUAGCCACACUCCAUAAUAAACAAUGUCCGUUCGAUCAAACAUCGAUAACUACAGACUUAGAAAAUUUACCGAUAAAUAAUGCCCUUCUUCAACUGGUGGGUAACAAUUCGCAAUUGAAUGCAAGUGGUGCAAUUGAAUCGGAUGCUAUAAAUUCGCCAAGUGUGCAAAACCUCUCACCUGACGACUUACAACAUUAUAAAUUAGCCAACAAAUGCAUCGAGGAGUUAGCUCUGUAUUUGAAACCGUUUGCAAAUGGCAGUUCAGGAUGUCUACUGUCGCGGCCGAUGCAACGGAAGCUUGUUACUUUAGUGAAUUGCCAGCUGAUUGAAGAUGAAGGAAGGACUAGGGCCUUACGAGCGGCACGUUCUUUAGGCGAACGUACUGUGACAGAACUGAUCUUACAACAUCAAAAUCCACAACAGCUCAGUUCGAAUCUAUGGGCGGCAGUAAGGGCACGUGGAUGCCAAUUUUUGGGUCCUGCUAUGCAGGAAGAAGUACUUAAAUUAGUUCUCUUAGCACUGGAAGAUGGCUCAGCCUUAUCUCGGAAGGUGCUUGUUAUGUUUGUUGUUCAGCGGUUGGAGCCACAUUUUUCGCAAGCGUCGAAAACGAGCAUUGGUCAUGUUGUACAGCUUUUAUAUCGGGCGAGUUGUUUUAAGGUUUCCAAGCGGGACGGAGACUCUUCGCUUAUGCAAUUGAAGGAAGAAUUCCGAACGUAUGAUGCAUUGCGCCGUGAACAUGAUGCUCAGAUUGUUCAGAUUGCAACAGAGGCUGGAUUAAGAAUUGCUCCAGAUCAAUGGUCAGCAUUACUUUAUGGAGAUACAGCGCAUAAGUCGCAUAUGCAGAGCAUUAUCGACAAAUUGCAAACACCACAAUCGUUCGCCCAAUCUGUGCAAGAACUUGUGAUUGCCCUUCAAAGGACGGGGGAUCCAGCAAAUCUCUCAACUCUCCGCGAUCCAUUGAACCAUUUGGCGAACAUCGAUCCAAGCUGGGAGGCGAAUGUACCAUGGAAAGAUGUGGCAAAAGCUUUGGAAGAUGUGAAACAAGUUGUGAUCGGACUUGUGGAGUUUGUACAGCAUCAUGGCAAUCGAAAAUUGCAGGAGUCGAGUCAGUCGAAUCCGAACCCCAAGUAUAAAAUCAGCUAUUGUCGGGAUUUGGCGGUAAAGAGGAUUUGUCCACGAGGUACUAGUUGUACGUUUGCACAUUCGGAGGCUGAAUUGGAAAAGUACCGAUUGAGAAGCCGUAAAAAUAGUACAAAAACGCCAAUCGUCGUUAACACAAAAGAGACUGCUGUUGAUUAUUUGGACACACCUACACAUUCACAUCUGCCAUCUGAAGAAACUUCACCGAUGCGUUUCGCGGGAGCAGCGGGAAAAACCUCUGUCCCGCCGCAACCUCCGCAGACCAUUUUACCACCGGCUUUUAUGGAUGCAUGUAUGCCACCAAUGCAUGCACCAAGUCCCAUACCGUCGGGCGGGACAAUGAAUCCGGCAGGGAUUUUGCCAAAUGUAGGUCAUAGACAUCAAUAUGACAACCCCUACAAUAUGAACUAUUCAGUUAGGACACCACUAUCGCUGCGCUCGCCACGUCCAAAUUUUGCAGGAGGUCCAGCAGCAGUUUCUCCCCAACAGCAACCGCCUCCGCCACCAUCUCAACCACCGUCUAAUCCGGCAAUAUUUCAUGCACCAAUGAACAAUUUAGGGAACUUUCCUCCAUCAGAUAUUUACAAUGCAGUGAAUGCUGCUCAGAAUUCCGUAGUGCAACCAUCUAUCCAGCAAACAGCGAACUCACAGGGAAAACUGCCUCCGAUGUUGCCGGGCAACAAUGCCUUUUUCGCUCAGCUGGGAAAUCGGGUAAAUGAGUUUUCCAAGCCGGGAGAUAUGCUACGUCAGCAUCUCCCUUGGGAGCAGCAGAUGCAUCGCUCGCUUCCGCAACAACAGCAACAAAGUCAACAACAAAUUAGUAUGAAUUUAAACACUCCGCCCAAUAAUUCGCCGUAUAUGAAUUCGCCAAAUAAUAAUAAUAAUAACAAUAACAAGCCAAAUUCGGACUUAUCAAUGAGACAAAUAUACGAAUGUCGCAAACAAAUGGAAUUGAACUUACUGAAUAAGAAUCUUAAUGGAAAUAUACACAAGAAUUUCACUGGACACGGCCAGUCCCCUCAUCAGCAACAUGUAUUGAACAACAAUCUAGCGAAAGACGAUAUCCUGCCAAAUUGCUGGACCUUGGGGAUGUCUCAAAUUGGUGGAACUUACGGGAUAGAUACAACAGGAGCAGCGAAUGCCGUGUCACGGGAUCCAUUCGUUCGAUCUGAUUCAAUACUGCAAGAAGACGAUUAUAUUCCCUUCGAAACUACAGCAGAUAUGAGAAGUAAAUUCGGACCGAUAUCGCGAAUGCCGAAAAAUUCAGCAACACAAAAUGCUAUGAUGUCACACCAAUCGCAACAGCAAUCUACAACGGGUCCUUAUAACGACAACAUGCGCUUGGCGAAUGUUGGAAAUUCGGUGUGGCCGUACAAUCCGUCGUCUCCGACCGCUCAGAUAAUGGCCUAUGGCGCGCAAAUGUUUGAAACAGGUGCCGGCGGUACAGUUGAUGAGCAAACAUUAAAGAAUUUAGGCACGACGACGAAUGAUUUCAAUAUUGCUGGAUUGGGCACGCAGGAGGAUUUCUUAUUUUCAAAAUCAAGCGAUAUUGGUGGUACUGUUGGUAGUGGAGGAUCGAGUGGGACAAUCAUUGGUCCGCAGUCAAAGGAUUGUGGUAAAUUGGAUGGCUUUAGUGUGCUUGGAAUAUCGGACAUCGAUAGUAAAGAUAAGGAUACAUCAGCGAAGCUCACUCCUAUGAUAACAAUCUGGAAAAAUAGUGGUGAUUCAAAAUCAUUAAGCCCCACCGCAAGCUUUUGGGACACCUCAAAGGAGACAACACCAAUCAAAAACGAAGUUCCUGAAGAAGGAUACGAGGAUCGAAUUGCGAACGACAUUCGUCAGUUGGAGUUGCGUUUGGAAUCUGAACUUGCCGAACACGAGGAACUGUGGCCACCUCAUUCUGAAGAUGCCGCAACUCAGCACAAUUGACCACUAGCUGAAUCGAUUGAAGUUGUAAUACGAUUAUUACUGAACAACGAUGUGUAAAUGUGUGCGAUGUGAAGGAAACGCAAAGCGAACAAUGUUAGUAAGAAAACCAUAAAAAACCAUGGACAAGGGUUCGGCGUAGCGCAGAAUGAGCAAGUGACAAGGUUUGUUGUAUCUAAAGAAAAAUUUAAUUAAUACAUAGCAAUUGUAUGCUGUCUUAAAUGUACGUAGAAGAAUGUAUGAUGCGUGUGUUGAGUGCUUGAUUAUCAUAUUGAUGAGAAAAUGGUCACGGCGGCAGCUUGAUGCUGCCUAACGACUGUGUGCUUGUACAGUUUCUCCUAGGACACUCUUCUUAUGUUUGGCUUUAAGAUUUUUGCUUAAAGUUUCGAAAUGUAAUUUUUAUCCUUGACUAUUUUAUAUUUUAGUUUUAACCACGUAAUUUAUCAGUUUUAAAUAUAAACAAUAACGAAAUAAUAUUGUUAUCACUGUUAUAACUAUCAAACACUUUAUUUUAUAUAUUACAAUCAGGUAAAGAGAAAGUGGAAACAAUUAUAUAAAUAUCUGUUUGGUGUAAGGCUUAUACCAUAUUAGUAUAAAAUAUAUAUUUUUUAUUAUUUUCUAAUUGUAUCUAUGAAUGGCUUGUGGGCCAAUAAAACUUGAUAAUAACUAGCUAACAAAAGAUAUAUUAUCUAACUGAAUAUUUAGAAGAAAUUUGAGCGUAAAGAUGUCCUUAAGGCUCUUAGAUAUGCUGGCAAUUUGUUUUAUGGGAGGGCGCAAAAUGUGUGCCGUUGCAUUGAUUCAUAGGACGACGUAACUGUGCGAAUUGUUAUAUUUUUUUAAAAGCAAAGCAAAGCAAAUCAAAUGUAAAUUUAAAGAAAGUAUGAUCAGUUCGACGGUAAGGAUCGUUUUAUGAUACAAUUACGUAGCCUUUUUUUAAAAUAUUUAAUAUAAUUAUGUAAAAUCAAAAAUGAUAUAUAAAGAAUUAUUUAUUUUUAUUGUCUUGUUGCUUAGUAUGUUGAUGAUCAUUUUACAGCAAUUUCACUUGCUUCACUUCAUUUCCUUUUAAUCAAAUGUUUUUAGUAGCAAACUACUUUUCGUUUACGUGGAUGUAAAUGUGCACAUUGCAACAACACACUCAUUUGUAGUCGAUUGUGAUUUUUUUGUAAUAAUUAUUUUAAAUGGGCGGGUUUUUAUGUUGGACAUCUAUACCAUAAAAACGAGAUUGUGUAGUCUUAUUUGAGACUUAUUAUAAAUUAUAAAUAUAUUAUAUAAAUAUAUAAAUAUUUUAAUUUUCUUUUGUUAAAGAGAAUUUCAUUGAAAUAAUGAAGAUUAUGUGUAUUUUUAGAAAAUGAUGAGACGAUUUAUAGGAACAUCUUAUAUAGAAGAAACGUAAAAUGAAACAAUGUUGACUGUUGUUACCAAUAAUUAAAUAAAUGAUUUUUUAAUUUGAUUUAAA